Messenger RNA from Darwinula stevensoni, 579 nucleotides. The record is from the annotation of a GenBank genome assembly. NCBI's taxonomy places the organism in Eukaryota, Metazoa, Arthropoda, Ostracoda, Podocopida, Darwinulidae.
AUGCGUGUGUGCCAACUGAACAGCGUGUGGCAGGCGUUGAUGCUGACCUACCUGGCGUCGCAAGGGGUCAUGAAGGAGGCCCUAGAGGAUGUUCUCGGCCUCAAGGACCUGGGCAAGAAACACGCCAGCCUUGCCUUCAAGGACCUGAAGCACUUUGACGAAGUCGUCCUUGGCGGUAAAGAAAGCUCCCCGGGGCGAGGAUUGAGCCUUUUACAAGAUCAAACCCAGGGGAAAGAUCAAGGGAAGCAAUACGAGCUCAACUCGGCGAAUCGGAUCUACAUCGAGAGCUCGAUGAGGCGGUUCAUGGACCAGGAGACCCUGCGAUUCCUCCACGACGAAAUCAAGAUGCUGGACUUCGGGAAGGAGCCGGAAGAAUCGAGGAAGAAGAUCAAUUCCUGGGUGUCUCAGAUCACGAAGGGAAAGAUCGAGGAACUACUCCCCGCCGGACACGUGGACAGAUCCACCCUCAUGGCUCUCGUAAGAAUUCUCCCUCAUGCUACCCUGCAAGUCCUCCCUCAUGCCACCUGGGGCCUGUUCCUUGUCUCUGCUAAACUUAAUCUAAGUCAAAACUUAACCUAA